AUGUCUAUCCUCAUCGAAGAACCGUCAGACGAAGAGUACAAGAUAGUCAAAGAUUUCUUGCAACCGAAAUCAACGAUCUUUGCCAAGCUUCUGAAGGUUCAAGACGAAGUAUGGAAGUCUCCCAAAGCUGAUGAAUACUUUAAAAACCAAAAGGCGCGUGCUGUUCAAAUCGUGUCCGAAGAACAAAGGGCAAACUUUUUCAACAUGAUGACGAAAAUCGGUGACUACUUCCAAGAUCAAGAAAAGUUGAUCCCUCCUCCAUCGAAGAGAAUGAACUUUGACGUUCUUGACCUGUGUAUGGCUCCUGGAGGGUUCUCCGCAACUGCCUUGAAAUACAACCGUUUCGCACAAGUCUGCGCCAUCAGUCUACCCACGGACGAAGGUGGACUUGAAAUAUAUCUCCCAAACUGGCAGGAAAACAAACGACUCAAAGUCAAGCUGUUGAAUCUCACUAUGCUCUCUGCAGAGCUCGGGUUCCCGACCUUGGCCUCGCAGGAUCAACCCUCGGCAUCCAAGUUUUCAAACCACAUACCGUAUGCAGGACGGCAAUUCGACUUGAUAUUCUGCGACGGGCAUGUUCUUCCAACAAUUGAGCCAGAAGAGAACUCAGCAUCGGAAAUUCGUCGGCUUGCAGAUGCACAAAUUAUUAUGGCAUUGCAACGAAUCAAGUCUGCUGGGACCAUUGUGGUGCUUUUGCAUCAGGUCUACAGCCCGCGAGUUUUGCGGCUUCUGAAAGCAUUUGACAAUAUCUCUCAGAUUAGUCUUUUCAAACCCCCCUUUUGUCACGCAAAAAGGACUUCGUUUUAUCUCGUGGCGAAAAAUGUGGAUCCUCUACAUGAAGUCGCGGGUCGCUUGGUUCGGGAUAUGAGAGAUUCAUGGAGGGUACGUACAGCCAAUGCUUUUGGAUUAGAAAUUCCCGGAGACCCAAGGGAAAUAGGUGGCAACGGGGAGAACAUGGAAAAUAUCUUGCAGUCAUUUGGGGGGAAACUGAUUACUCUUGCCGAGCCUGUAUGGAAGAUUCAGACAGAGGCUAUGGAAAAGGCAUUUUUAGGAGGAAGAAAUUGA
Penicillium pulvis is the source of this 1065-nucleotide messenger RNA. RefSeq lists its product as uncharacterized. The transcript has 2 exons. Gene Ontology annotation, biological process: methylation. Bases 1 to 1065 code for a protein of 354 amino acids. Lineage: Eukaryota; Fungi; Ascomycota; Eurotiomycetes; Eurotiales; Aspergillaceae. The record is from RefSeq and is a predicted model, not a curated record. Gene Ontology annotation, molecular function: methyltransferase activity.